AUGUACGUACCAAAAGGCGCGCUGGAGGGCGGAGCGCUGGGCGGCGGCGGCGGCGGCGGCGCGCUGGGCGCGCUGCGGGCAGCCGCCUCGCCGCCCGCGCCCAGCCUCGGAGCCAGCCGGCACAGUUUGAUCGAUUACGCAUACCUUAGUAAAGUAGCUACAUAUUUAAAUUGGCUUGAAUGUACCUUUGGCGAUGGUAUAACGCAUAUGAAUGAGUGUAUAUCCGUGUCCAUCCGGUCGGUCGCGCAGAAGGUGCGUUCCACGAUACCGCUGCGGCUGCGACACCGGAGGAAGCUGCGCGGCGGCGCUGUUGUGGCACAACGGCGCGAGGGCCGGCGCAGUGGCGCCUAG
Messenger RNA from Chilo suppressalis (striped riceborer), 351 nucleotides. The record is from the annotation of a GenBank genome assembly. NCBI's taxonomy places the organism in Eukaryota, Metazoa, Arthropoda, Insecta, Lepidoptera, Crambidae.